Nilaparvata lugens (brown planthopper) is the source of this 9010-nucleotide messenger RNA. Its product is annotated as cyclic AMP response element-binding protein A. Lineage: Eukaryota; Metazoa; Arthropoda; Insecta; Hemiptera; Delphacidae. Gene Ontology annotation, biological process: regulation of transcription by RNA polymerase II. The transcript has 11 exons. Gene Ontology annotation, molecular function: DNA-binding transcription factor activity, RNA polymerase II-specific; cAMP response element binding. The record is from RefSeq and is a predicted model, not a curated record. Bases 448 to 1629 code for a protein of 393 amino acids.
AGUGUGAUAGUACAGUGUUCGACGAGAGACCCAUUUUUUACAAACGAUUUUGCCGGGUGCGGUCUUUGAAAAAACUUAAUAUUUCAAGUGCCUGAACUUUAAAGUGGAGGAAGUUGUACGCUUCUGAGAACUCCGUCUAUAUCAGUACUCGAAAUCUGUUCCAGUUUUCGAACAUACGUAACUCCACCUACUUUGUUGAUUGUGCGUUGUUGUCCCACUAACUUUCCUCAAAAGUUUCCACCGUAAAAAUUCUUGUGACCAAGUGUAUCUGUUUGAAAUUUGUUCUAACCUAAAAAUGCAUUUAAAAUUCCGGUACACCCAACAGCUGUUGUAAAUUGGAUGGAAUUUUUUGGGUUCACGACUUGUUAGAUUUGGAAGCACGUGGAUUGGCCUGUUUUUGAUUUUGUUUUUUACGGUUCGGGAAAUUCGGAAAACAUACGCGCAAUCAUGUGGAAAAUGGACUGUUUUUCUGUGGACAAAUCUUUCUACGAUAUCGCUGCCAGCGAUCUCAAAGAACUGUGGGAAACUGAUUUGGAUGGACCGGUGAGUGACGAUCGCAUUGAUAGCCCAAUCUUUAUGGUGACAGAUGUGCUGAACGACGAUGAUUGGCAGGAAGAGGUGAAGCCAGUAGUGGUGUUGCACGAUCGGCUGAUGACUGAUGCCGCCCUAGGCACGGCGCCCAUCAAAGUCGAGCACUCCUACUGUUCUCUCGACUCUUCGGAUCCACACUCUCCCCUAGCCUCACUAGAAGACGAAGAAUGCUUCCCAUCGCUUACGUCAGCAAAACGCCGCUGCUCGCGUGAUCAAUCGCCUUCGCCACCCUCUCCCUGCCCCUCGGCCAACCCGCCCUCGCCGAUUGUGGUCAUCAAGGAUGAGCCAAUGACUGAUGAAGAGGACUCCAUGGACUCGUCCUGUCCUGCCUCGCCCGAGCCUCAACAGUCCUUCUCACCGCCGCCUGUCAACCAUUUCCGAUUUGCUAAGUCUGGCCAAAGUCUAUUGAAGCAGAGAACCCAAGUGCUCCAGCUAAACACAAGUCUUCUCAGUCCGAAAAAUCAUGCCAUCAUUCAAACCAUGAAUAUCAAAGUCGAAUCUGGUACUUCAGGGUUCUCACUACCCCCCACCCCACCGUCAUCGACGUCCAGUGACAGUGAGGGGGGAAACGUGUCCCCAACUCACCCCUCGUCACCAACCCGCAAACUGUUCCACUCAGUCACCCACUCCACGACCACCUCGAGGCAGCCCAUUCAAACGCCUCUCAUCAGUAGUCAGCCGAAAGGAUCGACAGGAAUAUUGAUGCUGACGGAUGAGGAGAAGAGGACACUGCUGGCUGAAGGCUACCCAAUCCCGACAAGACUGCCUCUCACCAAAUCUGAAGAAAAGUCACUGAAAAAGAUCAGGAGGAAAAUUAAAAAUAAGAUAUCAGCACAAGAGAGCAGACGCAAGAAGAAAGAGUACAUGGAUGCUCUUGAGAGAAAAGUGGAGAUUCUGGCGACUGAGAACUCAGAGUUCAGAAAGAAAAUCACAACACUAGAAGACAACAACACCAGUCUCUUAUCACAGCUGAAUAACCUCAAGGCUCUACUAUCGAGGUCCAACUCACAGAGCCUUGCCAGAAGUUUACACAAGUAACUUCGUAGUAAAUUCGUCCAACCAUUUUCUUUUGUAAAUAUAGGUGCUAGAGCUGCCAAUAAGAUCGCCGCUCAUUAGCAAAUGCACCACUAGUCUUCCACUAAACUACAAUCACAAGUAAACAGAGAACAGCCCUUCAAAAAUUACUUGGUCUCUGUUCAUUCAAAAUUUGAGAAAAUGGAUUCAUCAUUCCAUGAAAAGGAAACAUUCCACGUUUUUGAUGGGCAUGGAUCGUUAUGCAAAAUGCAAUAUGUUACAUUGUUUUUAACAAUCCUUAGGACCACUGGAAUCUACGAUUAGUAUUAAUUUAUCCAUUUUUCCAACUUUGUGUAGAAAUAUUAGGGAAUAUCGUUGUAGCAUCUAUUGGUAAUACUCAAUAGAUGGAUUACGGAAGGUUCUAAACUUGUUGUGCUAAUGAUAAUAUAUUUUACUAGUGUGUAAGCGAAUAAAUGGUACCCAAAUUGUACUAUAUAGUAUAUAAAAUUUAAGAUAAGAUUGGGUUGAAUAUUUUUUAGGAAAAUCAUUCCUUGAUUUUGCUUCCAAGUCGUUUUUCAUAUUAUUUUUUCAGUUUAACGUGAAAUAUUCCUGAAGAAGAUAUUCAUCUGAGUAAGAACUACUCAUCAAUUCUUACUAGUUGGCUUUUGAAAAUUGCAACAUAGAUCUUUGAAAGCAUUCAACAAUUUUAGAGAAAUAUUUUUAAUGCGUUUAUUAUUCACAAGAGUGCCUUUAAAAUCAAAAUGUUCCUGAAUGAUAGAACGGUUUUUAAUUUUCUUGGACGUUAUUUUAGAUUAUUAUCUCAUCAGAAAAAAAAAUUAAAAUGAUAAUUAAUUAUGUUUUGCCCAUGUGAUAUUCUCGAUUUAGCUAGAAUUUAUUGAGGUGGUAAAAUUGUAACUGUAAAAAAUGCUGAUAUAAUUAUUAUAAUGCUAGCUCAAUGGAAAAACUGAGUUACCACCAGUAAAAUAUAUUUAUUUAUGCGUUUGUAAUGAUAAAUUAUCUAGCACAUUGUUUUAUUUCGCUAACAUUCGAAUUUAAAUAUGUAGUAAUUUUCAAGCUCUUGGUUGGAAGAUGAAUUAUAUUAUAAUCCACUUGUGGUAUUUUUAAAUUAAUUGAUGAAGUAUUUUAUAAUUCUGUUGCAUGUGUGUUAUGAAUUUUAUAAGAUGAAAAAUUGUUAUAUUAUUGAUAGAUUAUCACGCCAAAAUACUUUAAAAUAUAUAGAAUAUUGAUAAAAAUAUUAUAUUUAUUGAUGAUAGAUUACUUUAUGAAGAAGAAAUUUUCUCGUAAAUCGUGUAGGCUACUAUUCAGUGAUUAUUAUGAAUCAUGGAUUCGUAUGAAAAUUUAAAAAACCUAAAAAAAUUGAAGUCACAUUACUGUAAUCCAUUGCAAUUCAUUGCUCAUUAGUUUCGAUGAUUCACGAUUGGUUGUCAAUAUUAGAAUUCAAAUAGAUUUUCAUCAUUUUUAGUUCAAGAAUAAAUAUGAGCAUAUAGGUAAUAAUAUCCGUAAUUUUUAAAUCCCAAUUCUAUGCUAGGAAGAAGAAAAUCUAAUGUAUCGUAAACCUUUGAUUAUCAUAAAAAUGUAUAGCAACACGUAUUGAUCAGUUUUGAAGCUUAGAUGAAAUGUUAUAUAAAUAAAGUCAAAUUACAAAAUCCCAGAUCAGUUUUGAAGCUUUUGGAUGAAAUUUUAUUAAAUAAAGUAAAAUUACAAAAUCCCAGAUUAAUAAAAUUAUUGAAAAAUCUAUUCACUUCAUGAAACAUUUUAAGAGUUGAAUUCUUAUGUCAUCCAUAACCAACUGUUUUAAAAGCUGUAAUAUUCCAUAAAUAAAAACAUCUAUAUAGGUACUAAGAAACAUAUGAAGUAUUCCAAAGUAUGAAUGAAUCCAUUGAAAUAAAAAUGAAUGACACUAAAAUUUAUUAUACCUUCUUAAUUUUGAAAAAUGUGUACAAUAAACCCAUUUUUGUUGAACCCAUUUCUAGACAUUAUUCAUGAAUUAAAUCACGGCACCUAUCAGAGGUUGAUGUGAUUGCAAAAUUCAAUUCCAGCUAAAAUAGUUGUUAUCAAAUACAUUGAAAAUUUGAGAUAAAAUUAGUCCCAAAUUUUAUUGGAAAUUUGACUAUAUUUAAUAAUUGAAUCACGGCGCCUAUCAGAGGUUGAAGUGAUUGCAAAAUUCAAUUCUAGCUGAAAUAGUUGUUAUCAAAUACAUUGAAAAUUUGAGAUAAAAUUAGUCCCAGAUUUUAUUGGAAAUUUGACAAUUUUUAGAUGAAUAAACCAAUUUAUGACUGAUUAUGUUAAGGAAUAAUGUCAAUUAUAGUAAAAAUUUCAGGCUAUGGAUCUUAUUUCUAAUAUUUGUGUGAGGUCUUCCUAGUAUCUCAGUUAUUUUACUUUUAUCGAAUUUUGUAAAAUCGUCCUUCUAAAGUUAUCGAAAACUCUCUCAUAAUUUUGGUAUUGAAAGUACCGUGUUAUAGUUUAGAACUUAUGGAAACAAUAAAAUUGUCAUUCAAUUAUCCACCUUAACAACUAUUACAACUAUUGUUCGUUCAGAUUUGAUAAAUCAAAAAUAGAAUUAAUUAUAGAUUAUUUUGAGAAGGGUCCAAAUAUUUUAGCAGUAAUAUUCUCAUAUUGUAUGUAGCUUUGCUUCCAUAUUGAAUUUGAAUCAGAUAGCUUCAAAUAUUUAUGUACUACAUUUACUCAUAUCUAUGUACUGAUUGAAAAGUAGGUGUUUAUUUUUGUAAUACAUAAUAUACAUGCAUAUUAUAUACAUAAAGUACUUUUGGAUCGCUAAUAUAUUGCAAUGUACCUUACCAAUGCUCCAACUCUAGAGCAAAUAGUAAUCAGUAGUGAGCAAACUGUAGGAAAAAGUUGCUUUGUUGAAAAAAUGUUUAAUCAGAUAUACAAUCAUUAAUCACCAUAGUUAUUCAAAUAUUUAUGAAAUUAUUCCAAUGUAAAUAAAUAGAGUACGGUACUCAAAGAACUGACAUCAAUAUUGGAAAUAUACAGUAAUGAAACCAGAAAUAUAACUCCGUAGAUUGUUACAAGUUUUUAGAACAACGAUUAUUUAAAGAAACCGUCCAUUUUAAUUACUAUUAGUCUUCUGUUAGUGAAGAGAUUUUGUUUAAAUUUUGAAAAUUCUAAAAUAUCAGUCUCUCUGGUCCCGCGGUUUUGAUUUCAGGCUUGGUAAUCAUUUCACGCACAAUAUAAUAUUCAUAUUUUUCAAUAUGAUCAAAGCGUAGUUCCUCGAAACAAAUAUUCUGAAGUCAAUUUCCUAAUCAUAAAAUCAUUGAAGCGUGAGAAUAGAAUAGAAUAUUCAUUUUAUUCAACAAUAAUACAGAAAAUUUCCAUACAGUUGAAUAGCGUCAGGAAGAUUUACAGUCAAAAAACUAUUCAAAAUAUCAAAAAACGUUGAUAUUUUUCUAGCUUUUCAAACCAAUAUUGGCAAUGAUGAUUGUAUUGAACAUAAUUAUUAUGUAAAUCUAAAAACUUUAUUACGUUUUCACUUUGAAAAAUUAAUUAAAUAAUGUUACUACUACAAUCUGCUCUCAACUAGUAAAUAUACAGUAAAGACCAAAGAAUACUAACAACCUCAAAGUAUAGUUUCUUUAGAUUGAUUUUUAAUAUUAAUGAUUAUAGUAAUAGCUAAUAGAUGAAAACCCCGUUUAUUUCAUUUUUCCAACUCAAAUUAUUCAAAUUUGAAUCACUACCUACUUCUAACCAAAAUGUUUUAUUAUUCAGCUUCUCCUGAGGUUAAAUCCAAUAGUCUAGUUGUUACCGCCAACCAGUCCUAGGUGGCCGUGGCACUAGUAGGCCUUGUCCACGAAAGCAUUAUUGCCAAAUUUGAGCUCAUGAACCUAUAAGACAAACCAGUAUGCAGUCCUCGAAUUUAUUGUAUUGAAGCACCAACCAUAAUUCUCAUCAUCUAUAGUCAUAUUCUUUUAACAUCAGUGAGUUUCUUCUAAUAGUAUAUCCAGCAAUUUUUAAUACGUUUUACUGUAGUAGAUUUUUAUUGUUGAAGUGAUUUCUAUAUUUAUGAUACUGUGGAGUAUGAAAGCUAAUAAUAUUGGCCUAGUGCUAUUUUGGAAGUCAUUUUUAGCUAAUUCAUCCAUGAUUGAAAUGUUUUAGUGUGUGUGCUCACAAAGAGCGAUCAAAUGUUCCCGAGUUUUAGCGGUCUUAAAAGAAUACAUAUUUAUACAUUUUCAAAAUUUUUAGUUUAGUCAUUAGUUUUAAAGUGGAAAUUGGACUUUUUGAAGUGAAAGUGAAAUCUUAACCUUAUUCUUUUUGAAACUUUUAUUUGUAAAAAUUUGGGAGAAGACAGUUUUGGGCUAUGCCUGUUGUCUUCUCCCAAUCAUAUUAUAAUUAUGAUCUGUAAUUGCCAAUGAAAUAAAUAAAUAAAUAAAUAUCUCUAUCUAUAUCCUUCUAAGACCGCUCUGACCGUUGACCGUUCUGUGUAUGCACACCCUUAAUUUUGUAAGAAAAAUGUAUCUGUCAGUGAAUAUACAUUUCUGAAAAUACUUUCUAUUAUCUCAACUGAUGUUUUGAUAAUGCUGUAAUAUUGAAUAUUAGUUUUGUGAGAAAUCCAUAUUAAUGUUGAUUAUUUUUGGGAUGUAUAGUUAUUUUAAGUUUCCAUUUUUUGUUUGUGUGUAUUCCAUCACUCUAAGUUGUUUCUUGUCGUGCAUUUGUCAACCAGUUAUCUUGUUGAUUUUUUCAUCUUGUAAGUUAUAUUAUGUUUUACACCAAUUAGCUUCAUGUUUAAUGCAACUUCUGUAAUUACGUGUGAGUUUUGCUGCAAAUGUUUGUUUUUCUCUUCAUUUUUGCUAUGUACUGUAUGGUGUUUUAUGUAAAAUUGUGUUUUAUUUCGAAAGAAAGUUGAGUGAAUAGCGUAUGAGAAUAUUAGGAAAUUAGUAUACAGACCAAUUUUGUUGGUUGUUGGGUUUAUAUGUGCAAUAUUAGUUGGAAUAUGGGAUAUUUACUACUACUUGUAAUUGUAUAUAGAAGAGACUUGAGAUAGUUGUGAAAUACUUUGAGAAAUUAUAGCUCAUUGACAAAAUAGUUCCCCUAUAACUUGAAUAGGUACCUACUUAUAAUAUGAAUAGAAAAACUACGAUAUGAAUAUAAAGAACUAAGAAAAUUAUUAGCCUACAUAGCCUUUCUCUAAUACUACAGUAUCACUGUCACAUCAGUCACUAAACCACAUUAUAGAGAGUCAUAUUCAAAAAAGUUUUUUGGCUCCAGAAUUCAUGCCCUUCUAGCCCUCAUAAGAACGUAUUUGCAAGGCAACGCAAGCCGGCGGUACAGUAUAUAUAUUCUGUGCCGGUAUUCAUAUUCUAUAUGUAUUCAUAUUCAUAUUCUAUAUUACAGUAUUCAUAUUCUUAUACCUAUUCUGUGCCGGCGGCGCUAGACUGGCUGGAAGUAAUGCAUCGGUAUAAUACGGAUCACGUGGGCACAUUGUAGCCUACGUUGAUUCACACUAUUCUCGCUCGGACUGCUGAGCGCUAGUAUAGCUUUGUCUGUUUACUACAUCCCAUCAUGCAUCACGUGAAUUGCAUCCGAACCGAAUCGGCAAACAGGCUGUUUUAUCGUUUUUAUAAAGUAAUAAGUUAAUACUUUUAGCUACUUUUGUGCUAAUAUCUGCAUAAAUUAAUUAGUUUAGCAAUAAUCCAAUUGUAGUGAUUGCUGAUUGUAAAUUUAAAGCCGUGAUUUUAUUAUGAAGUGCUUUAUUAGAGUGUGGUGAUCAUGAUUUAAAUGGGGUUAGGUCUAUUUCAAGAGUCUUUUGGUGAGUAAAAUAUUAUCACAGAAUACAUAUUUUGUUGUUUUAAUUUAGUUUAUUGGAUAAUGACAUAGACCACUGGCCCACCCAACUUUUCAAGUAUUCAAGCGCCGCCACUGGUAAAGAUUGACAUUCAUAUCCUUAAUAAAAUACCGUAGUAUUCAUUUCACUUUCGUUUGAUAAAAAUAUUGGGUUAAAAUUACUGUCACCGCUAACAUAUAAACGUGUGAUGAUGCUUCUAAGGGCAUAGAAACUGGAUACCGUAUCUUGACUAAUGUACCAAUCCUUUAAAUAGCAACCACGACCCUUAUAAUAUAAUUUAUAAGUUCAAAAAUUACUUCCCGGUGGUUCGGAACCCAUCUAAAGCUGUAGGUCAACUCAUCUCUCAUUACCUACAAACAAGCCUGGAGCUUAUGUAAACAUUAUCCUCAGAAAAAAUGAGAAUAUUAAUUAUCCAUACAUCCAUUAAGCAGUAACUUAAUGACAUGAACUUCUUCAAUCAGGGUUGCAAAUUUUUAUAAGAAAACUUCAUGUAAUGCAGGUGACUAAAUGUGGAAUAUUGUCAACAAAAUUAAAUCCAGACAUGCUUGUUACUUCUAACGUUUUCUUCUAUCUCAAGAAUCUAGGAUUUUAUUGGCCAUAAAACAACAUUACAAAAUGUAAGCAAUAGGGCUUCCUUCGUCAAUAAUAGGUAAAAUAUCACAAGGUAGUCUAUAACAAACAAUCAAAUUUACACAUACACAUUGAAAUAUUCCAGGUACUCAUUAGCAGAAUAGAAAGCUUCAGACUUGAGCCAUCUAACUAUUCUACCUCAAUCUAUUAAUAAUUAAUUCUUCAAAAUUAAUGUAUUAUCAGCUAUCUCAAUGUCUCUUCAGGUAUAAUAUGCUGUAGAGUGAUUUGAAUAUUCCAAUAGGUAACUUAAUUCUGAAUAUUUUACAAGCUGUCAUUGCUCCCCUACUCAUAGAAAACGAUUACCAUUAUCCGAUAAUUUUUACAGUUAACUCAUUGGUCAAAAUAGAAUGAUAACUUAUGCUGACCCAACAAUAUAUUAUUUCCCCUUAUAAUCUAUUUUAGCGAUUUUUUAUUAUUUUAGAGAAUACUUGAAGCAUUGGGGGUUGUGUAAAUAUAGUCAUAAAUUAAUUCUCCUUAUUAGUGGUAGAUAUAUAAUUUUUGGAAGAUACUAUUUUAUGUAAAAAAUUUAUGCACACAUAUUGGUCCUUAAUUGUGUGGAAAAUAGAGUUUAUUCAGUAGUAUAAUAAAUAAUAAUAUAUUGACAGAAAAUUAUUUGAAAAAUAUGUUGCUAUAUGAAUUAUUUAUUUUUGUAAAUUAUUGUAUGCGGAGUUAAUAAUAGGCCUAUUGUAAUUACUAUCCAAAAAGUCAUGAAAUGUUAUAAUAUAUUUAUGUCGUGUUGAUAGGAUGAUAUAUUGUACAGCAUGAAUAUUGCUGUAAAUUAAGCUAUUAGAAGUAUUAAACAGUUGGAUCUAUAUUGAUUCAAUUUUAUAUCAAUAUUUAUGAAUUCGAAAAUGAUUUGGCCUCUUGUUGAUUGAAAGACAAUGAUGUCAUAUUGCAAUACAUUCUUAUUGUAUUCUUGAGGAUAUUGAGUGUAUUAAAAUAUCGAUUUGAGAA